AUGCCUAAGUACUAUUGUGACUACUGUGACAAGUUUCUUACUCACGAUUCGCCAUCCGUGAGAAAAACACACUGCACUGGGAGAACGCACAAAAAUAGUGUCCGUGAAUAUUACCAAAAAUGGCUUGAAGAACAGGUGCAGAAACUUGUUGACCAUGCUUGUAAUUCUGAGGCUUACAGACAGGGCAAAGUACCUCCUCCCAUGUUUGGAGGCGCAAUGGGAAUCCCUCCCCCUGGAAUGCCCGGCAUGCCACCUGUUGGAGCUUUUCCCCCUCAGUUUCCACCCAUGCUACCAACUCCACCUAUGGCAAUGCGACCUCCUAUGGGUCCCCAAGGUGUGAUGCCUGGUGUUGCUAUCCCACCAGGCCCGCCAAUGCCACCCACAUGGGGUCCAAGACCUGCCGGUAUGCCAUCAGUUCCGACCAGUGGAAUGCUGCCGCCACAACGUGGACCGAUUCAAUAA
Messenger RNA from Mesocestoides corti, 462 nucleotides. The record is from the annotation of a GenBank genome assembly. Lineage: Eukaryota; Metazoa; Platyhelminthes; Cestoda; Cyclophyllidea; Mesocestoididae.